Meloidogyne enterolobii is the source of this 565-nucleotide messenger RNA. The record is from the annotation of a GenBank genome assembly. NCBI's taxonomy places the organism in Eukaryota, Metazoa, Nematoda, Chromadorea, Rhabditida, Meloidogynidae.
GUACCAAAAUUUUUGGAUUUUUAAUUCAUUUUCUUUUUUGGACAUUCCAUCCCCUCCCGAAAAUUUUCCAAGUAACUUAGUGCUCGUUUCAGCAUUUUCUUUGUCGUUGGGCGAUCUGGAUUUGACUCAAAUCAAUUAUGAUUUAUCGCAUUUUUGUAAAAAUUUUAUAAAAUUAUCUGAAUUUUCCUUUUGUAUUUUAUUUUGUGCUUUAUUCAAAUUUUAUAUUUGUUAUUUUUUUGCGUAUCGCAUCGUGGUGCCAAACGCCGAAAUACCAAAUUAUCAGAAGCACCUAAAUGGCAAGCCAAGGGCGUAGCAGGGAGUCGAUUUCAGGGGGGCUAAAAUUGGGUACCCUCAAUUAUGAAUACGAUUCUGAUGAUGAUUGGGAAGAAGAACCAGCAGAUGCAGAUGAAUGCAAAUCUGAUGAAGAGGAAGAGAAAGACGUCCCAAUGGACUCUGACGAGGAGGAUGAUGGUUUCUUUGUGGAUCAUGGAUAUUUGUCGUCAGAUGAAGGCUCUCAGGGAGGGGAUGAUUUGGAUGAAAAUUGUGAUGUUGAAGGUUAACAUUU